This is a messenger RNA of Chara braunii, 1809 nucleotides long. NCBI's taxonomy places the organism in Eukaryota, Viridiplantae, Streptophyta, Charophyceae, Charales, Characeae. The record is from the annotation of a GenBank genome assembly.
CGUAUUUGCGUUCCCUCCACUGGACAGCUACGUGUCCGAGCAGUAGCAGAGUUCGAUGACCAGGCAGCCGCCGGUCAUAUGGGCUUCCACAAGACGUUGGCUCGUGUGAGCCGCUUGUACGUCUGGCCGAAGCGCAAGGACUUUGUGAAGGACUAUGUCGCAGAGUGUCCCACCUGUCAGGAGGUGAACAGUGCGAACCACCUACCUUAUGGUUUGCUCCAGCCUCUUCCUAUCCCUGAGGGUCGUUGGCAGUCGAUCUCGAUCGACUUUAUCGGUCCUCUUCGACCUCCGACCCGCCGCGGUCAUGAUGCUAUCCUGGUCGUCGUCGACCGCUUCACGAAGCGUGCACACUUUGUUCCGUGCCGCUAUGCUAUCAGUGCACGUGAGGUCGCCGACAUCGUGUUUGMCCGAGUCGUGCGYGACCACGGCUUACCUCUCAGCAUCAUAUCUGACCGUGACCCGCGCUUUACCAGCCGAUUCUGGCGACGGCUCCACGAGGUAUACGGCACUCAGCUCCGCUUCUCCUCGUCUUACUAUCCUCAAACUGAUGGUCAGACCGAGAUCACGAACAGGACUCUCGGRGAUAUUCUCGGAAAGAUUGUUCGUGACGACCAGCAGUGGGAUCUUCAUCUUGCCCAUGCGGAGAUUGCCUACAACCACGCCGUCUCGCCUGCCACGGGGAUGUCGCCUUACUAUUGCGACCUCGGCUAUCACCCUCGUGUUCCCGUGGACUUCCUUCGACCGUCACAGAUGCACCCCGACACGAGUUGUCCCGCGCUGGAUGAUUGGGUUGCACACAUGACGUCGAUCAUGAAGACCGCACAUGAGCACAUAGCCGCUUCCCAGACUCGCAUAGCAGCACGUGCGAACCGAUCGAGGAUGGAUCAUCCAUUCAAAGUCGGUGAUGAUGUGGUUAUCGACGCCCGCCACUUACAACUCGAAGCGGAUACGCUUCGCAAGUUUCGGCGUCGCUUCUUUGGUCCAUGCCGCAUCCUCCAGGCCGUCGGUUCUGAUACGGGUUCUAGCCCGGUCAGCUUCCGUGUGAAGCUGGCCGACUACCUACGCCAGGCUCGUGUACACGUUGUCUACCACGUCUCGUUACUGCGUCCUUACCGCAGACCGUCUGAGCGUUUCGCCAGACGACAAUACGAGCGCCCUCCACCCAUCAUGGUGGACGGUCACGAGGAGUUCCUCGUUUCAGACAUCAUUGGUCGCCGAGUCACCGACGACAACCCUCCUCACGUCGAGUAUCUCGUACGUUGGAAGGGUUACCCUCAUGAGGAGGCUACCUGGGAGCCCCUCGAGCACUUGCAGCACGCUCGCAUGUUGGUGCGUGCCUAUGACCGUGCUUGCCGUGCUGGGUUCACUGCUCCUCCUCAGCCCACUGACCCUCCUCCUCCUCCGGCUGAGGAGACCGCUGAAGUCGAGCCUGCUCCAUCUGAGGCAGACCUUCAGCAGCAGCCGGAUGCUGCUGAGCGUCCACAGCGCACUCGUCGUCGUCCUGCUCGAUACGACGAUUGACUCUGACUUACCUUCCCACGUCUUUUACUUCUCAGUACUCCAUCCACAUCAGUUUUGUUACUUCAGCUCGUCGACGCUGCGGCUCUUCCUCGACGGCAUUCCGGACUUCUCAUCGUGGACGUCAUAGGCAGCUUCAUGGACUUCGUCACGAUCAGCUCUGCCUACUUCAGACGUCGCCACUCUCUGACCACUUUACCCUGUACAGUACCCUGCUUGUGUCGCAUGAUGGUCUCCCUUUAGCCGGGUUCCUCUGAGUUGGGCUCUCCCUUGGUAUACGCAUAGGCAUCG